Molecule: messenger RNA, 1693 nt
Organism: Carassius carassius (crucian carp)
Lineage: Eukaryota; Metazoa; Chordata; Actinopteri; Cypriniformes; Cyprinidae
Product: ubiquitin-conjugating enzyme E2 R2-like
Exons: 6
Coding region: 567-1319 (250 amino acids)
Biological process (GO): ubiquitin-dependent protein catabolic process; protein polyubiquitination
Molecular function (GO): ubiquitin conjugating enzyme activity
Source: RefSeq, a predicted model, not a curated record
AAAGCAGAGCUGGCAGUGUAAUUCUUUGCGCAAACGGGGGGUUUUGGAGGUGCGUUAUAGCCUCGCAACAGAACAAAUGUAAACAAGCAGCUGAUCAGCUGUGCGGCCGAGGACGCGCAACGAGACGGCGUGAUGACAGCGAGCCGCAGGGUUUGACAAACACAUUCUGCAUCAUAUAAAGCCAAAUUUGAGAUGUAUUUGCAUGUUGUAGAGUUUUUGUAAAUGUUAUAGCAGUACACGAGGACAAUUCCCAACCAGCUGCAGAUACAAAACAAGCGGCUUAUUUAUUUAUUAUUAGUAUGUUUUGUCACUGAUUAGAAGAGUGAUGAAUAGAUUUAUUUGUCUUAAUACCUGCUUGAAGAUCGGAUAACUUCACGUCUAAUAGGAAAAGCAACAGGAUUCGAGAAAUAGCAAUCGAAGAAUAAGGUUAACAGUCCCUUCUGGUCCCCACGGAAUAAAUAAAUAUCAGAAACGUAUUAAUAUUUACAUGAAGCUGGAAGUUUAAGGCACCCAAUCAUCACAUUUCCUGGAGAGCAGCACAGUAAGGCUGAAGGAUCAGGACUGUCAUGGCACACCAGCAGAUGCCGAGCUCUCAGAAGGCUCUGAUGCUGGAGCUGAAAUCCCUGCAGGAGGAGCCAGUGGAAGGUUUCCGCAUCACACUAGUGGAAGAGUCUGACCUUUACAACUGGGAAGUGGCCAUCUUUGGCCCUCCAAACACUCUUUAUGAAGGGGGCUACUUCAAGGCUCAUAUAAAAUUUCCUAUCGACUACCCCUACUCUCCUCCGACCUUCCGAUUCCUCACCAAGAUGUGGCAUCCAAACAUCUAUGAGAAUGGCGACGUGUGUAUUUCUAUUCUCCAUCCUCCUGUGGAUGACCCUCAGAGUGGAGAGCUCCCCUCAGAGCGAUGGAACCCCACACAGAAUGUCAGAACAAUCCUGCUGAGCGUGAUCUCGCUGCUUAACGAACCCAACACCUUUUCUCCUGCAAAUGUGGACGCCUCGGUCAUGUUUCGCAAGUGGAGGGACAGCAAAGGCAAGGACAAGGAAUACGCAGAGAUUAUAAGGAAGCAGGUAAUAUCCACAAAGGCAGAUGCAGAGCGAGAUGGAGUUAAAGUACCAACGACGCUAGCUGAGUACUGCAUCCAGACCAAAAUGCCUUCUCAUGACAGUAGCUCUGAUCUGCUCUAUGACGAUCUAUAUGACGAUGACAUAGAGGAGGAGGAGGAUGAUGACGACGAGGCAGAGGCCAGUGGGAUUGGCAGCGAAAUGGCCGGGGACUGUUUUGGUGACGAAGAUGACUCCGGCAAUGAGGAAUCUUGACCUCCUUUCACCGUUUCCGUGACACUGACCUUGGCCCUCUCACUAUUCUUUACCCUGACAGCCUCAUGUUUCAAAUUCUCUUUUCUUGUGCUUAAAGCUUUCUUUUUCCACUCUGUUCCAAAAAACGCAUUACUUAAGAUCUCUGUCCUUUUCUGCACCCUCCCGUUUCUAAGUAAAGUACACUUUGGCUUCAUAAAACCAGUCAUUUUUUGUAACGUUUCACAUCCCACUUUCUCCUGUUUCUUAACCUCAGAGCUUUUGGAAAAUCGAAGCUUGUCAGGCCUCCUUUAACAUGUUUAUUUCAAUAUAUUUUUUUUUAUUGCAACGGUUUUUUGAGGACUAGUUCCCUCAUAAUUAAAUUCUGUUGUGAUUUA